CUUGCGGGCUCCUGCAUCCUUCAGACAUCUACUUCGUCUUCAGUCCUGCAUCUCUUGGCCAAGAUGCAACAGACUGGGCCACUUCUUUCAUUUCACACACCAUGGACAAUUCCAAAUUGAAAGGUGGAUUCAGGGUGAGUGCUCCUCCACACCCUUUCUUUUUAGUACACACCUGAAAAUCGUGUAAUUCUCAAAGUGUGUCUUAAAGUAACAUUGUUUGCUGGCGAUAGAGAUUACAUUUUGAACACGGUUGCAUUUUUAGAUUUUGCAAUGACGUUCUAUUUAAAGGAGUUUUGAAUUCUUUUAGCACACAAAGUCAUUAAUUCAUUACACUUACAAAUGACAUUGAUGUCACGUCUCAUUUUAAAGGGUCAUAACUAGUUGCUGUUUGUUUUUUUUUAAUAUGAUUAUAAAACCAUCCAAGGCAUCGAAAACUCAUAAACUGAACAUGGAGGUAUGCUAACUGCACACAAUUGAAAAAAAAUGUAAGAUGUUUAAAUAGCAUUUAAAAAUGCAGCCCGGAGACAGCUUUCUGAUAUAUGUGGAGGAUGUCAUUCUGGUACGUCACAUUGCCAAAAUUGAGAAGCUCUGAUAAAGGACACAAACAUUAUCUAAUAUCAAAUAAAUCUUUUAUAUCAAUCUGUAAUUCAUUCAAGCGGGAUUGGGGGGGGGGGGUGGCAAAUUUUGAAAAACAUUUAUGAGACCUACGCUCAUGAAUUUUCAGUAUGGCGUCGUUUCCGCUUGCAAUUGUGAUGUUGAUGAUGGUUUAUAUUUGGACGACGACGUCAAUUAUAUUAAAAGAAAAUUGCCGUUAUACAGAUCAUUCUGGUACGUCACAUUGCCAAAAUUGAGAAGCUCUGAUAAAGGACACAAACAUUAUCUAAUAUCAAAUAAAUCUUUUAUAUCAAUCUGUAAUUCAUUCAAGCGGGAUUGGGGGGGGGGGUGGCAAAUUUUGAAAAACAUUUAUGAGACCUACGCUCAUGAAUUUUCAGUAUGGCGUCGUUUCCGCUUGCAAUUGUGAUGAUGAUGAUGGUUUAUAUUUGGACGACGACGUCAAUUAUAUUAAAAGAAGAUUGCCGUUAUACAGAGAGAGAAAGUUGCCUAAUAUUCUACAGGUAGGUUCAUAGCAUUUUUGUACCGAGUCCUCGAAAUACGUGUGAUAGACACAGUGGGAAAAGACUGGAUUCAAUGAGACGUUUCCUUACUAUUUAUAUAAAGCCAAAUUCCAUUCUCCAACUCACUUACUGAUCGAGGGAUAGUAAAAACGACAGCCCAAUGAAGUUGGAUUGUUCAUGGUGAUUCCUCUUAUAAUCUAUAGCGGCGGUUCUCAAUCUGUGUGUCGCGAAUCCUAUUGGCGGUCGAACAAACCUUACUCAGGAGUCGUUUAAGACCAUCGGAAAACACAUAUUUAUGAAGUAACAACUAAAAUAAAUUUUUUGUUUGGGGGGGGGGGGGGGGGGGGGGGGUCCCCUAAAAGAGAGAGCUUUCCUUUUUUUUUUUUUUUUGCGGAAUUUGAAAGGUUGCGAACCACUGAACUAGAGGUAACCUAACAAGUUUUUUUUUUUGUUGUUGUUAAAUUCUUUUAUUGGCUUUAAUUCGCCUAAAAGGACCAAACAUUGUUGCUAUUAAUGAUUUGUUUCCUGAAUGUGUAUUAGGUUUAUGUUUAAGAAUAUUUGGUUGCUUGACCAACAGUGUUUUGAAUUCGAGAUCAACUGAUGAAAUCUGUUGUUGUUAUAUAUUAGUUUAUAUCAUUUUGAGUGCUUAGGGAUCCUAGAAAACUUAAUACUUUCAAUGUCUAAAUGUUCAAACACUAAAACUAAAGUCAAUUUGACCUACCUUAGCAUCCCGUCUCUUGAUCCGUGCUUAGUCAAUAUCAAAUCACGUAUAGUUAAGGCUGUCACUAAACAGUAUGUCACGUAGGUUCUGAGUCGUCGUGGCUUGUCGUCAGAUGGCACAGGGAAAACAUUUAGUUAAAAUGUUGCUUUCUUGUUUUCAUUAUUGACGCUCCAGAUGGCACAGAGAAAAUGCUUUCAUUAAUCGGUUGAUUGGUAGAUUUUACUCUUGACGCUCCAGAUGGUACAGGGAAAACUCUUUCAUUAAUCUGUUGGUUGGUAAGUUUUACUCUUGACGCUCCAGAUGGCACAGGGAAAAUGCUUUUAUUAAUCUGUUGAUUGGUAGGUUUUACUCUUGACGCUCCAGAUGGCACAGGGAAAAUGCUUUAAUUAAUCUGUUCGUUGGUAGGUUUUACUCUUGAUGCUCCAGAUGGCACAGGGAAAAUGCUUUCAUUGAUCUGUUGGUUGGUAGGUUUUACUCUUGACGCUCCAGAUGGUACAGGGAAAAUGCUUUCAUUGAUCUGUUGGUUGGUAGGUUUUACUCUUGAUGCUCCAGAUGGCACAGGGAAAAUGCUUUCAUUAAUCGGUUGAUUGGUAGGUUUUACUCUUGACGCUCCAGAUGGCACAGUUAAAACGCUUUCAUUAAUCUGUUGAUUGGUAGGUUUUACUCUUGGCGCUCCAGAUGGCACAGGGAAAACGCUUUCAUUAAUCUGUUGGUUGGUAGGUUUUACUCUUGAAGCUCCAGAUGGCCCAGGGAAAAUGCUUUCAUUAAUCGGUUGAUUGGUAGGUUUUACUCUUUACGCUCCAGAUGGCACAGGGAAAACGCUUUCAUUAAUCUGUUGAUUGGUAGGUUUUACUCUUGGCGCUCCAGAUGGCACAGGGAAAACGCUUUCAUUAAUCUGUUGGUUGGUAGGUUUUACUCUUGGCGCUCCAGAUGGCACAGGGAAAACGCUUUCAUUAAUCUGUUGACUGGUAGGUUUUACUCUUGACGCUCCAGAUGGCACAGGGAAAAUGCUUUCAUUAAUCUGUUGAUUGGUAGGUUUUACUCUUGACGCUCCAGAUGGCACAGGGAAAACGCUUUCAUUAAUCUGUUGACUGGUAGGUUUUACUCUUGACGCUCCAGAUGGCACAGGGAAAACGCUUUCAUUAAUCUGUUGACUGGUAGGUUUUACUCUUGGCGCUCCAGAUGCACAGGGAAAAUGCUUUCAUUAAUCUGUUGGUUGGUAGGUUUUACUCUUGACGCUCCAGAUGCACAGGGAAAACGCUUUCAUAAAUCGGUUGAUUGGUAGGUUUUACUAUUGACGCUCCAGAUGGCACUGGGAAAAUGCUUUCAUUAAUCGGUUGAUUGGUAGGUUUUACUCUUGACGCUCCAGAUGCACAGGGAAAACGCUUUCAUUAAUCUGUUGACUGGUAGGUUUUACUCUUGGCGCUCCAGAUGGCACAGGGAAAACGCUUUCAUUAAUCUGUUGAUUGGUAGGUUUUACUCUUGGCGCUCCAGAUGGCACAGGGAAAACGCUUUCAUUAAUCUGUUGAUUGGUAGGUUUUACUCUUGACGCUCCAGAUGGCACAGGGAAAACGCUUUCAUUAAUCUGUUGAUUGGUAGGUUUUACUCUUGGCGCUCCAGAUGGCACAGGGAAAACGCUUUCAUUAAUCUGUUGAUUGGUAGGUUUUACUCUUGGCGCUCCAGAUGGCACAGGGAAAACGCUUUCAUUAAUCUGUUGAUUGGUAGGUUUUACUCUUGACGCUCCAGAUGGCACAGGGAAAACGCUUUCAUUAAUCUGUUGAUUGGUAGGUUUUACUCUUGGCGCUCCAGAUGGCACAGGGAAAACGCUUUCAUUAAUCUGUUGAUUGGUAGGUUUUACUCUUGGCGCUCCAGAUGGCAAAGGGAAAACGCUUUCAUUAAUCUGUUGGUUGGUAUGUUUUACUCUUGACGCUCCAGAUGGCACAGGGAAAACGCUUUCAUUAAUCUGUUGGUUGGUAUGUUUUACUCUUGGCGCUCCAGAUGGCACAGGGAAAACGCUUUCAUUGAUCUGUUGAUUGGUAGGUUUUACUCUUGACGCUCCAGAUGGCUCAGGGAAAACGCUUUCAUUAAUCUGUUGAUUGGUAGGUUUUACUCUUGACGCUCCACAUGGCACAGGGAAAACGCUUUCAUUAAUCUGUUGAUUGGUAGGUUUUACUCUUGACACUCCAGAUGGCACAGGGAAAACGCUUUCAUUGAUCUGUUGAUUGGUAGGUUUUACUCUUGACGCUCCAGAUGGCACAGGGAAAACGCUUUCAUUGAUCUGUUGCGUGUUAGCUUACGAAAGAACAGAAACUCGCGAUUUCUGUAGAUGCCUCAUGUGUAUCCGAAACUUUCUUAGGCUGUGGAGAGACAGCGCCCUCUGCCUUUAAAACUGGCUCUCAACUAAAAAUCACUGUUCGAAUUCAUUGUGCAACAUUUCGAAACUGUGCAGCAGCACAUCUCAGGUACUUUCGGGUGGGAUGCAACUCGUUGGUUUGGGAUGAGUUCACCAUGGGUCUCAACGACGAAAUAUAACCAUUGUACAAAACUCAUACUGAAAGGCACUAACCGUCUUUCCGUGAGAACGCGCGCUGUUAAGAUCAAAGCUUGUCUUUACGUCGUCCCACCCGUGACGUAAAGACCAAGUACGAUCAUUGCCAGUCAGCACGAGGGUACAUCUCAAAUUCAAAUUUAAUUCACGUGCGUUCCCAAACUCCCUUCUCCAAAUUGGAAAUGAGAAUUUACGUGAAGAUAGUUUUAGACUCUACGUUCCGGGUAAUCUCUCAGAGAUCUAAGCAAAUCAGUUACCUGUCACCUUGUUAACCAGCUCUAAAUUCUAAGGGUGGUGGUGGACACAGAUGGCUUCGAUGACCCGCAACUCAAUACUUAAGUCUUGUAGGGAAAUUUUUUGUUACUUCUCAGCCAAUAGUAUGGACUCAUGGUUGCACUUAACAUUUCUUUUUAAAAAACAGCCUUUAUAUUUUUAAUGCUUUAACUUUUCAUAUUAUUUAUCAUACUUCUCAUUCUCUAUAACACAGCUGCUGAGAAAUAGUUUUCGGCUGGUAAUGAUGUCUUAUUGAAUUCAUUCUUCUUUUUAAAGACGUAGUGGCACGGGUUGUUCGUGUAACUGAUUUAGCUGUUGUAAUUUACCACGAAUCCACAUCUUGCAUUUAUCAAUAGGAAUCUACAACCGGCUGCUAAAAUACCGUUCGUUACAUAUAGACUAUGCAACCUAUUUCACUAAAUGUCAAUGUUUACUCUUUUGUUUAAUUCCCAGAAUCUUUCCAAAGUUGGCUUUACCAGAACCAGAGGUGCGAGGGGUUGUGCUAAUAAGGUGGUUGUUUUGUUUACAAGUCAGCAGGGGAAUUUGAGCCCAUACAUCUGGUCCUUGGCUAAUCAAAAUGUUAAGGUACAAGAAGAAGAAAUUGUAAUUUAAAAAAAAACUAUUGUGAUUUUCUUAGUCGAAAUAAAAUAAAUAAAUCCCUAUGUUAGAAGAUGGGUGGGCAAAAUUAUUUUUAGACCUCAGCUUUUUUUUUCUAAACUUAUCAAUAUCGAUUAACCUAGUUGUAACCCGUCACUAAUGAUGCACGGGACAUUUUUCAUCAACAGAACAUAGUGUUAUAAAUUGACAUGAUUGAUUUAAGAAAAUCUAAUUACAGACGUUACUUGUGCAUCAUUAAAACAUACUAUCCCAGGUGUUCAUUAUUGAUCAUGAACUAUCAAUUGCAGGUGUAUAUAGCUGACCCCUCGUAUUCCGGUGUAGCUGUAAAGGGCGCUUUGACCUUGUCUGGUCAGUCGAUAGCGCAACAGGCCGGACAUCUUAUCAAACAUCUCUGUACUCAACCCCUAACAUGUGUGUGAUGCCUACUGGGUCGCCGUGGUUCCUGGUGAGUUGGUGGUGGGGUGGGGCAGCGUCCAAUGAAGUGGGGCUGGGAGAUCCCAAAAUAUAAUCUCCCAAUAAUCUCUAACAAUGACAAUGUAACAAUUCAUAAAAGUGCACAUAAUGGGAGUCGCUUAGUCACUUCCUUGUGUGGUCACGUGAUGAGAGUAAGCCAUCACUAGGCUGCUACACACAACAAAAGAUACUUCAUCAGUGCUUCCCCAAUGUCAUGUUACUUAAAAAUUUUACCUUUCGAAAUAUUCUGGAAUACACGUGUUUUUUAAAUGAAAUACAUAAAUGUGACAAUAAAUACACGUCAGUUAUGAUUAAAGGACGAAAGUUAUUUCAAGAAAAAUUUGUGAGCGAUAUUCGAUGGGAACUAUCAAUACUAUUAUCGGCAGGCUUUUGUUGAGCUCCGUGCGUGCUCAUGACGUCAUUUUGCGUGUUUAUUCAAUAUUGCUGCAGGAGUCAUUCCCCUUUGUUUAUUUUAUUGUUAAUUUUCAUUGGAGGAAAUGUCGUGUUACCUCUUGCUCAGUUCGACAGUGAUAUUUGAUGAGGCUGUGUUUACGUGUGGUGAAUUCUCUUUGAAACUAAUCCAGUUUAUUCUAUUUUGCUUACAGCCACUGCAAAGAGCUGAUCCCACCUUUCUAACAGAGCAGUUCAACGGUG
Lymnaea stagnalis (great pond snail) is the source of this 6382-nucleotide messenger RNA. The record is from the annotation of a GenBank genome assembly. Lineage: Eukaryota; Metazoa; Mollusca; Gastropoda; Lymnaeidae.